Eurytemora carolleeae is the source of this 1141-nucleotide messenger RNA. RefSeq lists its product as uncharacterized. Bases 63 to 473 code for a protein of 136 amino acids. The transcript has 7 exons. The record is from RefSeq and is a predicted model, not a curated record. Lineage: Eukaryota; Metazoa; Arthropoda; Copepoda; Calanoida; Temoridae.
UUUAGAAUUAAGUGUAGCAGACCCAGGCUAUAUUACGCUUGAUUCACUUCUAAAAGAGAAAAAUGAGAUUUCCUGAAAGUUUGAAGAAUAUCCUAAAAACUGUGACAGUUCAGAGGGAGGAUAAGCAUUCUCCUAUAAUAAGGAAUGAUGACCCUGAUGUUCACUAUACCCCUCCUGGUCAGUACCCAGCUAGUGGACCCAAACCUAGCAAAGUAGGAGUUCUUUUCUACUAUAUGAGUCUGUGUCUUUGCAUUGUUGGACUGCUAUUCCUGACAAAGACCACAUAUGUCUACGAUGAGGACAAGCCGGAUAUCCUGAUGAUGAGUUCGAUCCUGAUUGCUGUCGGGUUCUUCUUCCUUGGAAUCUCAAACACUAUCGAGAACAGGGAACGACGAAAGCUGAUCUCAUACCUUGAGGGAAAAAUUGAAGAACUUAUGAGUCAAAACAGGAAUCCAAGGCCCCUGGACAGCUAAAUGACAACCAGGACAAACUGUCGACAAGUUGGACCAUGUAUUUGCAUUAGGGGUCCUUCUUCCUGUAGUUUGAAAUACUCAAUAUUAUCUCAUAUAUAAUAAUCUCGUUAAUAUUUAUAAAAAUAGGAAAUGACAUUAUUUUUAUCAACUUCCUUUUCUUUAAUUAUCUUGGCUGUUUUUUUUUACAAGAUAUUGGCUGUUUUUCUAGUAUCAAUUGUGCAAUACAAAAAAAAUCCUUAAUUUAUGGGAAAGUGGUGAUUAAACAAAUGUUAACGUUUUUACUUAUUUUGCAAUUUUUACUAUUACACGAUUAGAGUCGUAUUGAUAAAUUUACAAAAAAAAAUAUAAAUUUACAGAAAAAAGUAUAAAUUAACAGAAAAAAAUUGGAACAAAAUGUAAUUUAAAAUUUAAAUAUUGCAAAUUAAUUUCUUAAAGAUCAUAAAUUGAAAUCUUUUAACACCUAAAUUCAAUGCUUAUAACAAUUUUUUCUCCCAGUUAACUUUUGUCAUCUAGCAAAAUGCUCAUCUAAUGGAAGCAUUUCGCACAUUGCAGAUUGUUUAUGCAAUAUGCCACAACACUUUCCUCGUGCAUUUAUUCCUUAUUGUUUUAAUUUAAAAAAAAUAUAUAUUUAGAAUUGAUAUUGUAAAAUAAAUUAUGGAUGAGCAAUA